AUUUUGUUUGUGAUUUAUUUUAAUAUUGAAACCUCAAAGGGCGCCCCCAGAGAUUUUGGCCUGAUGCAAGGUUUGGCGGCGACCACCACCAACGGUGUCUCUACUACUUUUCUCAGGAAGCAUAGUCCAAUCCUAAACAAGUAUGUGAAUCAAAGGGUGUCUUUCCCCAAUUUCGAUUCAUCCCCAAAACUAACAUGUCUCCGUGAGAUUGCUCCUCCUCUUUCAGCAACUGCACCCGACGUGGACUUUGCAUCAUCGAACCAUCUCUUUGCUCAUGGUUUGCCUCCCUUGGCUUCCGGUUUUACGAAACGCCAGAGACCAUUAGAGCCCGCGAGAGCGUUCAAAGACGACUUUUUCAAGAUCAAGCUUCCUAAAAUCGCUGAGAGACCUGAGUGGUGGUGGAGGACAUUAGCUUGUAUCCCUUAUCUGAUAUCCCUCCAGAUAUCUGAUGUUGGAUUUUACGUGCAGCCUUUUCUAGAAAAGUACGACGCCAUUGGAGACAUGAUCUACUUCAUCCCCGGAGCUAUUAACAGAUGGCCCAGCUGGUUCUUCAUGCUCUACUGCUACUUGGGUUACAUGUUUGUGGUGAAGAACAAGGACUUGCCUCAUUACUUUAGGUUUCACAUGAUGAUGGGUAUGCUUCUCGAAACAGCUCUUCAGAUCAUUUGGUGCACCAGCAACUUCUUCCCACUCAUUCAUUUCAAAGGAAGGCUUGGGAUGUAUUACUGGAUGGUGAUUGGGUUUACUUACAUAUGUCUGCUUCUUGAAUGCAUACGGUGUGCUCUCGCUGGGGUUUAUGCUCAGAUUCCUUUCGUGACUGAUGCUGCUUCCAUUCACACUCUCUUCAACUUGGGAGGCUUUUCGAGACCACUCAGGUGAAAAGGUGGUCCUCUAUGGUGUUGCAUACUUUGUAAGAAGAACAAGUCUUGUCCUUAUUCUCUAGAGAGAGGUCGUUGGUGUGACUUAUCAGUCCUAAGAGUUUUCUGUGAUGUCUUUUAGUGUCUGUGUCUCGUAUGUGUAGAACAUAAAGAUCUGUUUUUGAGAGUAGCUUAUAUCAAUAUUUAUUUAAGUCCAAAUAAAUCGGUCGUAGUAUGUGUGGCCCAUGAUUCUAAAGCAUGUCUUGUUUUUGUUUUAGUAUUAAGUAGGGCCGGUCAUCGGGCAUCCUUAGUGAAACAUUUCUGAGGCCUCC
This is a messenger RNA of Eruca vesicaria subsp. sativa (arugula), 1189 nucleotides long. NCBI's taxonomy places the organism in Eukaryota, Viridiplantae, Streptophyta, Magnoliopsida, Brassicales, Brassicaceae. The record is from the annotation of a GenBank genome assembly.